CCAUCCUUUCCACAUCAUUUCCACAAUCCUGAAAAUGAAGUUCCUCCACCUAAUCCUCCCCCUAGUAGGCUACGCCCUAGCCCAAACCUCCACCACGACCACCACCCUCUCAUCCUCAACCUCCUCCACCUCUGCCACCACAAUCCAAAUCUUCAACAUCCUCCCCACCUCACUAACCUCCCAAACCACCACCCCAACUCCCUCAACUACCCUCGCCACCUUCGACGCGAGCAUCAUUUCCGCCUCAUCCUCCACAACCAUCCUCGCCGUAACCUGCAACGGCGCGUGCCCCAUCCCAUCCAUCUACACCAUCACCGCAGCGCCCUCCACCUACGUCGAGCACGGCUCCUUCAUCGGCUCCGCAAACGGCCUUACAGUGACAACCUCCCAGAGUAACGCGUGCAAUAUCACCUCCUCGACGCAGGCCGCGUCGUGUUCUGUCACUAUCGGGUACUAUGGGACCGUGAGUGGGGGACAGAACUCCUCGUCUGUGGUUACUUCCGGCACGUCGUAUGGGUCAGGUGAAAUUUGGUAUAUGCCUGUUACUGUUACGGCUGGAGCGGAGAAGUUGGCUGCUGCGACGCAGACGGCUGGCCGUGGGGGGAGUGGGAGUGGGAGUUCGAGUGGAGGGGGGAGGGUUGAGGUAGGGGGAUGGGGAUGGGGCUGGGGUUUGGGGGUUGUGAUGAUGGGAGUGUUGGUUUAAGCUAUUAGUUGACUGUCUUAUUGGAUGUUUGCAAACGGAUUGGGUGACUUGGGGAUGAUAUCUUAGUUUGUAUCUGGUGGUUCUUUGAACUCUGCAGUUGCAAAGCAUUGUAAUUUCCACAAUUCUCACAGCUGAAAACACUCUUUCUAAUCUGAUAUGUUGGAGAGAAAAUGUCCUCG
Messenger RNA from Aspergillus neoniger CBS 115656, 882 nucleotides. RefSeq lists its product as uncharacterized. The record is from RefSeq and is a predicted model, not a curated record. The transcript has a single exon. Bases 35 to 703 code for a protein of 222 amino acids. Lineage: Eukaryota; Fungi; Ascomycota; Eurotiomycetes; Eurotiales; Aspergillaceae.